Penicillium taxi is the source of this 1002-nucleotide messenger RNA. RefSeq lists its product as uncharacterized. Bases 1 to 1002 code for a protein of 333 amino acids. The record is from RefSeq and is a predicted model, not a curated record. Lineage: Eukaryota; Fungi; Ascomycota; Eurotiomycetes; Eurotiales; Aspergillaceae. The transcript is spliced from 5 exons.
AUGUUUUCCCACCCUAAUCAUAACCCCUCAGUAUAUCUUUUAACCCAAUCGAUAGAUUUUUUUAUUGGUAUGACUACAAGCCUUAUCGGUGGAACGAUGACAGGCGUUGGUCAUUCCCAGGUGGAUUUUCCACCGGACAUGAUAUACUAUAAAGACGCCUUGCUGUGGUAUUGGCUCGCCGAGAAUUUCUUCAUAUGGAGUGCUUCAUUCGCCAAAUUGUCUAUCGCCGUGGCACUUCUACGAUUAACCGUCAUAAAGCUACAUCGCUACAUUCUCUGGGUAGUGACCGCACUCAUAAUUGCCUCUGGUCUUUUGUUCGGAUUCAUUCUACUUUUCAACUGUAGUCCUGUCUCCUACUUUUGGAUGCGAUCAUUAUCGGGCUCGUCUGGACACUGCAUACCUACUUCAACUACGAUCAAUGUCGCCUACAUUUACUCUGUGAUGUCAAUUCUCGCGGAUGGAACGCUGGGAAUUCUACCCGUCUUCCUUGUUUGGAAACUACAGAUGAACACCCGGACAAAGUUUGCCGUUGGUGGAAUCCUGAGUCUAGGUGCUGCGGCGAGUAUUGGAGUUAUAGUUCGAAUUCCAUUUAUGAACGAAUACAGCAACCCUGAUUUCCUAUACGGGCUCUUUGGAAUUACCAUCUGUACAACUAUUGAAAACGCAUCCGCAGUCAUUGCAGGCAGCCUUAUUACUCUUCGUCCAUUGUUUCGUUGGGUCCUCGAUCGAUCGAUAGUAUCCACCAAACAGCGAUAUAAAAACGACUCACAGAGCUAUCCCCUCAGCAGCAUCAAAAACGAGAAUAGUGCACACCCGGGUACCUGGCGUCCAGAUAUUGAAGAUGCCAAAAACAUCGUGACAACUGUGACAACACCACGAAAGCAUCGGGUUUUUGUUCAUGGGGAGGGCGACAGCAGUGAGGAGCAUUUGAAUCCUGUUCCAAGUCACCUGAACCAUGUGAAUAUUCAAGAGACUAUAACAGUCACGGAGAGACAUGGAUAA